Molecule: messenger RNA, 3001 nt
Organism: Cuscuta epithymum
Lineage: Eukaryota; Viridiplantae; Streptophyta; Magnoliopsida; Solanales; Convolvulaceae
Source: the annotation of a GenBank genome assembly
GUUAAAUCCUGAAAAGUACCGAGUACUUUGAACGGACAAAGCCGCGUACUAGAUUAGGCCGACCUACAUAGGAUAUAAUUUUUCUGAUAAGCUAAUAAAUAAAAUAAUACAAAAACAAAUCUUGAACUAACGAAGAAGGCCAGGAUCUCAAGUUCCGCGGCGUAGAGCUUCUCAGAUCAGGUGAUUUCCUCCUCAUCUCUCUUCAUCAAAGUUCUGCCCCUGCCCCUCGCGUCUGACAUACGCGCUUUUGUAGUUGGCCAGAUAUCUGAUAUACGCGUUUCACCUUCCUUCUCGUUCCUCGUUCCAAUUCCUCAAAUCGCCGUUCCUCUCCCGACCGGCGCCCUUGCCCCUGGCGUCUGAUACUAUUUUUAUUGUUUUGAGUUGCGAUUUAGGUUGCGUUUCAGCCUCAGGCUUCGCCGGUUAGACAAUUAAGAAUGGCUGAAUUGCGUUUUUUUAUUUAUUUAAUUUAGCUUGCAAUAAAUUUACGCCAAAACUUUUAUCCUUUCAAUUAUUUACGUUUCCGAUUUUAAUAUUUCAAAAUUUUAUUAAUCUUGAACUAAUUGGUUUUGGACUUUGUAUUUUGGCUAAUUUGGGUAUCUUUCGCUAGAAUAUAUAAAUGUGCAUUUUUGCGACUUAUAAAGUGGACCAUUUUGAAUUGUUUUCAUUUUUCAUGGGAAUAAGUGUUUUCACCAAAGCUUAGGGAUUUAUAUUAUUUAUCUUAUGAUUUGCGUAAAUAACUUAAGUAAAUCAGAAUCUACAAAUUUACAGUACAUUGCAUAAUUUGAGAGUAUUCCAUAUUAUUUAUGAUUUUAUAAUUUUAUUAGGGUGCAUUUGUUAGUAAGAAGGGAACCAGAAGAAUAUUUUGCGAGUACAUGUUACCAAUUAAUAUAGUUUAGUAUUCUCGUUUACGCAGCCUCGGGGUGUAGGUUUGGAUAUGAUUAUUAAAACUGCUUCAGGUCCUUUCGAGAGCAGAAAUAAAAGUUGAAGUGUUUGGGUGGAAGUGCAGAAAUUACUCUGAUAAUCUGAUUUACUCGUAGAAUCAUUUUUUUAGAACCCGGGGGAAACUAACUUCUGAAAACUGAUUCUGCUCCUGCUCCUUUAAAAAAGAAGCAGCGGCAGAAUGAGUUCCAAACACCCCUCGAAAUACUGAUGAAUUUCUUAACCGCCCACCUCAAAUAUUCUUCUUGUUCCGCCCCUGGAAAACUAAAGUUGUUAAUCAAUUAUAAUCCCUCUAUCCCAUCUCUCUAUUAUUCAUCCAAAUUCUUCAGACUAAAAAUAUUUAAUCAAUCUUAUGUCCGAGUUUAUAUCCAGAAAAAUUUCAGCCUUUUCAAUUUCAUUUAAUACAUUCCAUUCCGUAUUGAGAUCUGCUACAAUAAUUUCGAUUCCGUAGUAAGGUUAAAGAAUUGAACUUUAAUUUAUGCAACCUGUACGUCCUUGAUCUAAAGCUGGGCUGAUCUAUACGAUCUAAUUGAGAUGUGUGAUACUGUCAUUUAUUCUUCCAUAAUUCGAAACACUGAUAACAGUUUGUAUAUUCACUCUUCACUCUCUGCAGGUACCAGGUGACUCCCCAGUCUAUCAUUAAAAGGCCCUUAGAUAUGAGGAUGGUAUUGGAAUGCAUAGAAUGGAUUUUUCACACAUGGAAUGACUAUAUUCAGAGGAGGAAAGUUGGAUAUAUUCCUAAAGAAAUUGUUUUCGAAAUACUGAGUAGGCUUCCGGCAGAUGAAGUUCUCAAAUGUCAACGGGUCUCCAAAGAAUGGAAGGAAAUUAUCGUCCACUCUCCUCUAUUCUCUCAAACCCAACUCUCAAGAGCUUCUCCAAUUAUCCUUGUACAAUACGUAUGUCCGUUUUUAGGUGCGGGCAAAAUGCAAUUAUAUUUUCUUGAUGAAGGUGCCAAAAAGAAGGAUAAGAUGAUGGAAAAUGUGUACACUAAGCCCACACUCAGCGUGCUAAAGGUCCUAUGCAUUCUUAUUUUUAGCUAUAAUGGGUUUCUCAUAUUCGAUGAACAUAUAGCGUGGAAUCACACAUCCGAGUUCUUUAUUUACAACCCGAUUACACGAGAAGAAGUAGCCAUCCGAAAACCGGUGAAGAGAGGAGGUCGUGUUUGUGGUAUGUAUCUUCACCCCUCGACAGGGGAUUACAGGUUUAUUUAUUGCAUAUUUGGGGAGAAUGGGGUGGGGCGGCAUAAGUAUGUGAUAGGUUGCCGUGGUGGUGGUAACGUGAAAUGGAGAGAGGUUUGCUCUCUUAGGUAUACACCAAGUUUCCCGGCAGCUCCUGUGAUCUUGAAUGACAUUAUUUACUGGGUUGUUAACAAGACCAAAGCAAUCAAGACACAGUCUUAUCCUUCUGUCUGCGCAGCAUCUGUACUCACUUUCGACACAGAAACUGAAGAGUUACGAGUUAUGCCCCAUCCUGGCCGCACAUGUACUAAUAGCAAUAGUUGUCAACUUUAUGACACUGAAAAUAUACAACUCCUAGAAAUGGAGAACAAGCUGGUGUUUUGUCAUCAAUCCUGGAAAUGCAUACGCAUUUGGAUGCUUGAAGACCCUAUAGAGUGGCAUUGGGUUAUGAGGUAUAGUGUCAGCUUUCACUGGGUUUCUCGUUACUUUAAGGGUAUAUCUGCUCGCCGGGAAGUAAAGCUGUUGAGAAUCCGAGAUGGGGAACUCCUACUUUGUUGGUAUACCACCGGUUUGUUUUUAUAUCACCUAGAACUGCAUACCGUGAGGAAACUGGACCUGGGAAUUAAAAAAACCGGACCUUAUGGGACCUACACUUGUGAUAGCUUUGCCUAUUGUAACUUCGCUUCGUACACCAAAAGCUUGGAGUCUUGGACAAAGCAUGCAUGAUAAUGUUUGUUUGGUUGGACUAACCAUGCAUUUUAUGUCAAUUUAUUUAUUUAACUUGUGCAAUACGUAGUAUAAUAUAUUAUAGACAUGGCAAUGUAUUUAACAUUUACUUACAUAAUCUUUAUAUUUAAUAUUUAUAAUUUGUUUUAAAGUUUAAA